GUUUGUGCCUGAGCUCAGCCUGCCUCGACUCUUGGGACCUGCGAGGCUCCAGCAGCCUGGCAGUGCCUCGUCGGGGUCCCCAUCUCUUGGAAGGGCAGGCAGUGCACCUACAAAGCUCCAGAGCUCUGCUUGGUGUCCUCUGGAUGUUUUCUCCUGAGAAAGCGCUGGCUGCUGCCGUGUCUUGUUCAUCGAGCUCCUGCCAUGAAGGGUCUACACUGCCCCCGAGGUGGGCAUUUGCUGUUGGUCUGGCACGGAUGAGCCUUCCCAGCACGCAGAGCUGAAGCCUUCCGCAGGGACCCCGAGGGAGACCCUUCGCCUGCGGGGACACCCUCCGGCAGCGCCGGCGCCUCAUCGCGCACCGGACACCCGUCCCGGGAGAGCAGACACAGCUUCAUGGGCUCCGGCAGCAGGCCCCCGGAGCGGAGCCGGAGAUGCUCAUCCACAUGGAUCAGGAGGAGGAAGUGCGGAUGUCCCGUCUCCGCUCCUGCGAAGGGAAGAGUGCUCUGAGCGGCACCUCAGGUGAAGAUGGGAUUGUGAUCACGAAUGAAGACAAUGCCCAUCAAGGCAUCCCCAGUCCAGUGGAGCCCAAGGGUUUAUGCUCAGGACUGUUGGAGGAGGAGAGUUCCCAGGGUCCUGCAGAGGACCCUGUUCUCCCACGCAGGUCAGAAAGGAUUCAGAGAUCUCUGGGGAAGGGACAAAGCCAAGUGGCACUGUGUGGAAAAAGCUUCAGGAUGCUGCCGAAUGUUAUCCAGCAGAUAAACCCUUCCAUGGAGGGACAGACAUUACACGGGGACUGUGGGAAGAGCUUCCAGGUGAGUUCCAACCUCAUCCAGCAUCGGAGAAUCCACACUGGAGAAAAGCCCUUCACCUGCACCGAAUGUGGGGAGAGUUUCCAGCAUCGAUCACAUCUCAUCCAGCACCAGAGGAUCCACACAGGGGAGAAACCCUAUGAGUGCUCCGAGUGUGGGAAGAGCUUCAAUGUGAGCUCGAAGCUGAUCCGGCACCAGGUAACCCACACUGGAGAGAAGCCCUACAAGUGUGCUGAGUGCGGGAAGAGCUUUACCGCGAACUCACAGCUUGUCCUGCACCAGCGGGUGCACACAGGGGAGAGACCCUACGAGUGCAGUACCUGCGGGAAGAGCUUCAGUGUGAGCUCAAAGCUGAUCCAGCACCAGGUAAUCCACACUGUGGAGAAUCCCUAUAAGUGUGCUGAGUGUGGGAAGAGCUUCUCAGGAAACUCUCUGCUCAUUCAACAUCAGCGUAUUCACACUGGGGAGAAACCCUAUGAGUGCAGGACCUGUGGGAAGUGCUUCAGUGUCAACGCAACCCUGACACGACAUCUCUGGGUCCACACCAGGGAGAAGCCUUACAAGUGUGCCGAGUGUGGGAAGAGCUUUGCAGAGAGCACCAAGCUCAUCCAGCACCAGCGGGUGCACACUGGAGAGAAACCAUACGUGUGCAGGACCUGCGGGAAGGGCUUUAGCUUGACCGUAGCCCUAAGAAGACACGAGCGGGUGCACACUGGGGAGAAACCCUACGUGUGCAAGACCUGUGGGCAGAGCUUCAGUGUGAGCGCAUCCCUGACACGACAUGAGCUGGUCCACACAGGAGAGAAACCCUAUGAGUGCUCCGAGUGCGGUAGGAGGUUCCGCUUGAGCUCAACCCUGAUACGGCACCAGUUAAUCCACACUGGGGAGAAGCCCUACAAGUGUACUGAAUGCGGCAAGAGCUUCUAUGACAACUUGCAGCUUGUCCAGCACCAGCGGGUGCACACUGGGGAGAGGCCAUACACGUGUUCUGAGUGUGGGAAGAGCUUUACCUUGAGAGGAGGCCUGCUUCAGCACCAGAGGAUCCACACCGGGGAGAGGCCCUACUCCUGUGCCUACUGUGGGAACAGAUUUCGGCAGAGGGGCCACCUCAUCCAGCACCUGCGCAUCCACACUGGAGAGCGUCGCUACAACUGUGCUGAGUGCGGGAAGGGCUUCACAGUGAGCUCGGCGCUCUUCCGGCACCAGCAGACCCACAGGGGUGGGGAGCCCUAGGUGGGGUUGUCUAAUCUCCAGCAGUAACCUGCAAUACCAGCUGCAAUGGAGAGCGCAGAGAGGGGAGAAGAGGAAAUGUUGCACUAUGAGGAAACAAGAUGAUAAUGUCAACAUCUUCUGACUUUUGUUGUUCUGGCAGUUCGGAGUCUGCAGAGUCUUACUGAACAAAUUGACUCCACACUUCAAAAUAAGAAGCCAGAUUUCUCAAAGUGUUUAUAUAUUUGGAACAUGUCAAUAUUUUUAUUUUCUAUACCAUAUAUCUUUGAGUUUAUUUGAUUUAUAUGACAUACAAUAAACAAUUUGUAAGGUACUAACGAUAAAUUAUAAGUAAUGUCUUAUGACAGGUUGGGGGUGCAUUCUAAGCAGCAACACUGUGUCUAGUGGAGAGCAGUAGAGUCUGUGCAUGUAUUAACUGAAAGCCCAGUCAGAGAACUGGAGGGAGAGGAGUUGACAUGGGCACCCUGCAGGAAGGAGAGGUGGGAGAGAUCAGUCAGGGAGAGAGCCCAGUUCAUGUAGGCUUUGCAGCCCCAAGGUAAGAGAGACCAGAGGAAAAGGGGUGUAUGCUGGGAGGAUGGUCUGUGGGAAGUGUCUGGUCUUGCCUCAAUGGGAGGUUCCUGGUGGAGGGUAAGGGGUUGGCCACUGAUGAAGCUCUCCUCUGUCAGGUCUAUAGCAGGUAUAGUGUGUGUGGGGACACCUCCUAGCAAAGCCUUUUGCCACAUGUGGUGAAUUGUUAGGAAUUUGGGAUAGUUUUCUUCCCUGGCUGUCGCAUCUCUUUCCCUCACCCAACUUCUUGCUGAAGAGCCGACUUUGUUAUGUGAACAGGACAAGGCCUGCUUUAAGUGGCAUUCUAGUAAAUGUUGUUAUCCUCAGUGUACCGUGUAUUUCUCCCUCAAGUACACACUGCAUCCCUGAAAAACCUUCAAGUCCUACUCACCAGCCUUAAUAUGGGAAAAUAAGUAAGAUCCCAGCUUUUUUACUCUCAUUUAAUGAGAUAUACUUUCAUUAGAUCUGCCUUUACAGUCAGAGCUUUUGUAAUCAAUUAUGACAUCCUCAGUUACUGCGGCCUUCAAGACCACAAGGACGUUUCUGACAUGCACUGCAAAUUCCCUGACGGAAAUCAUUCAAUCCCCUGCUUCAUUACUCCAUAAACAAAUGCAGCCUUCCCAAGCUAGCCUCAGUGUUGCCAUGUGCCAGUGAUGAUGUGCUGCCAGCCAGUUCUGUUUGUAUACAUUCAUGUGUUUUCUUGCCGUCCUAAUGCAGGCUCAUUUGUCUUGGAAAAUGCAUUGCUUUCAUUUUUAUUUCCAGUGGGUAGUAACAGCUGUCAGAAAUAUUUUGAUAGUUCUGUUUAACACUUCCAGGGCUGCAGAAGAAGCAAACCAAACCCAACUUUUCAACUAAAGUUAUUGAUUGCUUUUUAAGCUAAAGCAAGGAGCAGGUACUUUACUGGCAUUAUACAAAACUUGUCUUGCCAAUAUACAGCAAGUGAGCCCAGGGUGAGCUUUGGAACACACUGCUUAUAAAUUCACUGUGACAGUGAAAUGAUCAGGGGCACUAUGGGUCGUCCUUUGCAGCUACCACCACGUUGAUUUGUGUGCUGCCUGAAAACAUAGCCUCUGGAGGUUUAUUCUGAAAAGCUGUGCUGCAGAUGUUUACGUACUUUCUUGCAUCUUGCAUCUGAAAAGAGAGCUGUUUUCUUACA
Melopsittacus undulatus (budgerigar) is the source of this 3741-nucleotide messenger RNA. RefSeq names its product zinc finger protein 883-like. Gene Ontology annotation, molecular function: DNA-binding transcription repressor activity, RNA polymerase II-specific. Lineage: Eukaryota; Metazoa; Chordata; Aves; Psittaciformes; Psittaculidae. Bases 432 to 2042 code for a protein of 536 amino acids. The record is from RefSeq and is a predicted model, not a curated record. The transcript has 5 exons. Gene Ontology annotation, biological process: negative regulation of transcription by RNA polymerase II.